AUGCUUUACUAAACAGGAGUAAAUUAGCAAUAGGAAGGAAAAGUAUAGCCUCAAAACUUAAAUAAGCAUAUUGCUAAAGUUCUUUAAAAGACUUAAAAUGUAGAUAGCAGCGAGUACCAAGUAUAUGCUCCUCAGAAUAUUUAUGUUCAAUACUAAUACAAUAAUUUUAUUUACAAUAAUGGAUCACAAUCAAACUUGAAUCAUUCCAAAACAAUGAACUAUAAGCAAUCAGCUAGCAUCAUUUCUGACACUCCAAUAACAGAUGCUCUCUAUAUCUAGCUAGAGAGUAAACGAGUAAGUGAUCCUAAUCAUUCUAGAAAUAGUGGCUCAUAUAACAUAAAAUCAGAUUUAUUAACUAAAAAAUCAGUAGAUUUGAAGUCUAGCAACAUGAUAUAGAAUGAUCUUUAAAGCAAUAAUAACAAGAUUUAAUUUAGACAGUCAAUUGUGAUGAAUGAUAGAAUUACUGAAGCAAAAAAUUUAAGUGAAAAGGUAUCUUCUUUUAACAAGCAUAAAUUAGUUGUAAAACAAAAAGUUGCCCUUAACGAUAAUAAUAAUGGAACUUAAAUGAGUUAUGCAGCAAAUAAUUUGCAAAAUAUGACCCAAGAUUCAUUAAAUUAAUAAUCUAAAAAUUCAGCUAGAAGGGGAUCUUUAGAAAGAACUUUUGGAGGAUUUAUUUAUUCAAUUAGUAAGCAAAAGGCUAUAGAUGGAGCAUUUAAAUUCUUUGAAAAAGUUCAAGAUAAGGUUAAGAAAUUGAUGCCUAAUUCUCCAAGUGAAAAGAAGAUUAAUUCUGGUCUUUACUAAUCUAACAAUGAGGGGCGUAAAAGCAUAGAUUAUAAAGCAGGGGCUGACGACUAUCACAGUGGUUCAUCUGCACCAACUUUAAGAUAUGAAGACAAGAGUAACUUUUCUUCUAAUUUCUAAACUUCAAGAUAACAGUAAUAGGCGUUGGAGCUACUAAGAACUCCUAAUAGAAACACUUCAACUGCAAGUUAUCUAAAAAGCAAUAUAAGCUCUAUAGAUAGAUCAUCUGCCCAUAAACAAUAAUCUAUAUCUAAAAUUAGAUCUAUUAAACCUUCUGAAAAAGAAGCAGAUGAUCCUAUUGAACCUCCAUCUCCAAGAGCAGUGGAAACUGUAUGUGUUAAAUGUUAAAGAGUUAUAAGAUAGGAUAAGUAUGUUCAAGAUCUAGUCUCUAGUUCUCCUAAUACUAGACAAGAAAUGGACGCUACCAUUAUCUAGUAAUAUGCCUAGAAAUUUAGAGAUGAAAUUCUAAAAUCAAAAGCUCAAAACUAAUUCACUUAACAAGAUUAUUUGUAGUGCAAACAGAUCAUUUAGAACAUUUAAUUCCAAGAAGACGAAGAGAAAUAUAAGAUUAAGCAAGAAGAAAUGAACAAAACUAUCUAAGAAAAAGAGUUUUUGCAAAAAAGAACUAACGAUUUAAUCAUGGCAAUGCAAAAUAAGUUUGUAAAGAAAGGAGGAUAGAUUUAAAAUUAUCCUAACAUAGUCCAUAAAGGACUUUUUAUUAUGAGUGAUAUUAGGAGCGAUAUAGAUAACUAAACUCUUAUUUCUGAUAAUAGUAUGAAGACUUAAACAUCAUAGUUCACCUAGAACUCAAUGCCAUUUUCCACUAUGAGCAAUAUAAUUAAGGAUUUUUAAUAGAAGCCUUCACAUCCAUAAUUUAUAAGAAGCAUGUCUAACCCAAAAAUAGGUGAUGAAAUCGAUGAAACAGUUAAAUUCGAAGAAUCAAAGAGAGAAAAAGAAUACUUCUAUGAGAUGUGUUUUAAAAUUAAAAACACUAUGUUUCCUGAGAAUCACUUAGCCAAAUAUGCAAACAUUCCUGCUCUUUUUGAGGAAUCUUAAAAGAAAAAUGUUUCUACAAGCAACUAUCAAGAGUUUAUCUAUAAUGAAUUAAGUAAAAACGCCUAACUUUGGGUUUCGAUGAAAGAAAUCAACUAAAUCAGAAGGAAAACUUCGAACAGUUCAUCAUCUCCGAGAGGGAGUAUAUCAAGCGCUAAUGGUGCUGGAAACACAAGCCAAAGACCUGCAAGUGCGAGCAAUUAAAGCAAGCAAAAAGCAAAGAGCUAUCAAAUUUUAGAUUCAACUCGCAGAAACACAACUGCCAAGAGUCAAAAUAGCAGCAGUAAUAGGCUUGGAUCUGGAGCUAAGAUAGUUAAAAUUGAAACUAUUAUGGAAGAAGAUGAUGCUUAGUUACAGUUAUAUAAUGAUUGA
This is a messenger RNA of Stylonychia lemnae, 2226 nucleotides long. Lineage: Eukaryota; Ciliophora; Spirotrichea; Sporadotrichida; Oxytrichidae. The record is from the annotation of a GenBank genome assembly.